GGAAAAAUAGAACGAUACUUGUUCUUGUUUCAGCAGGAGAAAGGAGGCUGGCUUUAAGUAAAUUGUUAUUUACUUUUUCGAAGACUCGGAGAAAACCAGAAGAUUCCCCUCUUCGGGUUUGACUUCGGAGAACCAUGAGGACUAGCGACUGGGUGCUCCGUCUCUGCUUUCUGCAUCUGAGUUCUUCCCACAUCUUAGAGUGGACAUACAAUGGGGAACGCAACGAAGAUCAAUGGGGAAGGCACUUCGAACACUGCCUGGGCAAACUGCAAUCCCCUAUCAACAUUCAGAGGUCGAAAGUCAAAUUUAAUCCAGAUCUGGAACCGCUGGAGCUUCAUGGUUAUGGCCACCGGCAGGACAAAUUCAGGAUGACCAACAAUGGCCAUUCAGUUGUCAUUCAGCUACCUCCAUCCAUGAUCAUUAUGAAAGGCCUUCCUGGGAAAUUCACAGCGAUCCAGCUGCACCUUCACUGGGGAGGCAUGGAUUUUGAGACCAGUGGAUCCGAACACACCAUCAAUGGGAUGCGAUACAUAGCUGAGCUCCACAUUGUCCAUUACAACUCAGAAGCUUACUCCAGUUUUGAAGAAGCAAAAGAUCAACCUGACGGGCUGGCUGUUCUGGCUUUUCUAUUUGUGGGCAGCCAUUUUGAGAACGCCUACUACAGCGAUUUCAUUACCACAUUGGCCAAAAUUAAGUUUGCAGGGGAAUCAACCACCCUCAAUAGUCUGAAUGUCCUGGCCAUGUUGCCAGAAAAUCUCUCCAAUUUCUAUCGCUAUCAUGGUUCGUUGACUACCCCGCCAUGUACAGAGAAUGUGAUCUGGACUGUGUUUGACUCACCUAUCAAGCUGUCCCAUGCCCAGGCAAGGAGAUGUUUUCUCUUUUGGUCCCCCAUACUCCUCCAGGAAAUGCUUUUGAGAACUGUCUGCCGCGAGCUUUGUGCAAAGGAGAGCUGGGAACCAUCUGCUUCUUUGCAGAUUAAUCUGCUGGAAAACACGUUGCUUGACUGGAAGAACCAGACCCUGAGGAACGAUUACCGUCAAAUCCAGCCUCUGAACGGCAGGGUUGUCAAGGCCUCCUUCUCACCCCAGCUGGUCGAAGGAAGGUGCCGCCCCGGGAGCAUCUCCAGCAAGCUCAGCAGAAUACAGACCAGGCUUCGUGAAAUGAAGAAGUAUCUUCUGGAUGUUAUAGGCAAGCCGGGCCACCACCAACGCAGCUUGCAAGCCUUCCACUUCCCAUUGGAGAACACCGCCAGCUACGUGACCGUCAUCCCCCUCAAGCCGAUGCAGCUGAAGACCUUCACCCUGUGUUUCUGGGUGCAGAACCGCAACCAGGGCAGGCAGACCGUUCUCUUCUACUCCACUCCAGAAAGCGAGAACGAGCUGGUCAUCAGCGUGGGCAUGGCGGUGGGGGUGUGGAUUGGGGGGAAGUUUGUGCAGUUUGACCUCCACCGCCGGGCAGAAGACUGGGUCCAUCACUGUGUCACCUGGGUCUCCAGCUCGGGCACCAUCAACCUGUGGGUGAACGGGGCGGUGGGCACGGCCCGGAACAUUCAGAAAAACUACGUCAUCCAGAGCGGUGGGACGCCGAUCCUCGGCAAGCGGAAGAACGCCAUGCUGGACGUGUUUGCGGAUGCCUUCUCUGGUUGGAUGAGUCACAUCAAUCUUUGGAGCUGGCUGCUGGACCAGAACGACAUCCAGGAACUCACCCUUUGCAAACACAGUCAGCAAAAAGGAGAUAUCUUUGCCUGGGGAGAAACCCACAUGUCCCUGUUUGGCGGGGUGGCGCUAGGCCCUGAUACCAGUUGCAGGUGAAUGGCGGACUCUGCAUCGGUGCUGGGCUUUGUAAAAAUGCUUCUCUUUCCUCCCCAAAACCUUUGAAUUUGCCCGUGCCAGGACUCUGGGGGAGCUCAUGCCAUCUAAAGCAGUGUUUCUCAGC
Molecule: messenger RNA, 1935 nt
Organism: Candoia aspera
Lineage: Eukaryota; Metazoa; Chordata; Lepidosauria; Squamata; Candoiidae
Gene: CA6
Product: carbonic anhydrase 6
Exons: 10
Coding region: 135-1811 (558 amino acids)
Biological process (GO): one-carbon metabolic process
Molecular function (GO): carbonate dehydratase activity; zinc ion binding
Source: RefSeq, a predicted model, not a curated record